Poecilia latipinna (sailfin molly) is the source of this 1096-nucleotide messenger RNA. Its product is annotated as actin-related protein 2/3 complex subunit 1A-like. The annotation marks the transcript as partial. Gene Ontology annotation, molecular function: actin filament binding. The transcript is spliced from 7 exons. Gene Ontology annotation, cellular component: Arp2/3 protein complex; actin cytoskeleton. Gene Ontology annotation, biological process: Arp2/3 complex-mediated actin nucleation. The record is from RefSeq and is a predicted model, not a curated record. NCBI's taxonomy places the organism in Eukaryota, Metazoa, Chordata, Actinopteri, Cyprinodontiformes, Poeciliidae.
GAGGAUCUGCUGUCCACAGGUGUUGAUUGGGCACCUGUGUCCAACCGUAUUGUGACCUGUGCCUCUGAUCGUAAUGCCUAUGUGUGGACUCUGAAAGAUGGUGUGUGGAAGCCCACUCUUGUCCUGGUACGCAUCAACCGUGCUGCCACCUGUGUGAAAUGGUCCCCGCUGGAGAACAAGUUUGCCUUGGGCAGUGGAGCUCGGCUCAUCUCUGUCUGCUACUUUGAAAAGGAGAAUGACUGGUGGCUGAGCAAGCACAUUAAGAAGUCCAUCCGUUCAACAGUUCUCAGUCUGGACUGGCAUCCCAACAACAUUCUACUGGCAGCUGGGUCUGCAGAUCUUCACUGCAGGAUUUUCUCAACCUACAUCAAGGACAUCGAGGACAAACCAGGCCCCACAGCUUGGGGGGCCAAGAUGCCUUUUGGGGAGUUGCUGCUGGAGCAUAAAGACUGUGGUGGGUGGGUGCACAGUGUCUCCUUCUCCCCUAGUGGAGACCAAUUGGCCUGGGUGGCUCACAACAGCAGCCUCACUGUGGCUGAUGCGGCACAGGGGAAGGAGGUAACCCAGCUAACCACAGACCUUCUGCCACUGCUGAGUGUACUUUAUGUCAACCCUACAGAUAUUGUUGCAGCGGGUCACGAUUGUUGCCCUUACCUGUUUACCUACACAGGUCCACAUGCCCUGGAGUGUGUGAAGAAGCUGGAUAUCCCAAAGCAGACAUCAAAGGGCAGUUUGUCAGCCAUGCAGCAUUUCCGUAACCUGGACAAGAAGGCCACUGAGGAGGAUAACAAUGAGUUGGAAACUCUUCAUCAGAACAGCAUCAUGCAGCUGUGUGUUGUAUCAGGGGAGAAAUCCAAAGUGGAAAAGUACAGCAGUGUAGGCCUGGAUGGAGCCAUGGUGAUCUGGGAUUUUAAGGACUGAAUCAAGAUGGGCCUACUUAUUUUUCUAAAGCUUCUGCAGAACCAUUGUGUUUCAUAAACAGACAGUUUGCUGUUCUUUGUUUUUGCUUUGAAGAACUGGAAAAUACUAUCAUCACUAGGGGAGCUGCAUUUUUAUGUGGAUCAAAAGAAUAAUAAAUAAAGCUUUCUUUAUCAUU